Vespula pensylvanica (western yellowjacket) is the source of this 2392-nucleotide messenger RNA. RefSeq lists its product as uncharacterized. Gene Ontology annotation, biological process: negative regulation of protein kinase activity; neurotrophin TRK receptor signaling pathway; negative regulation of TOR signaling. The record is from RefSeq and is a predicted model, not a curated record. The coding region runs from base 1139 to 2350 and encodes 403 amino acids. Gene Ontology annotation, cellular component: cytoplasm. NCBI's taxonomy places the organism in Eukaryota, Metazoa, Arthropoda, Insecta, Hymenoptera, Vespidae. The transcript is spliced from 8 exons.
GUAUUACAAUCGAUCAAUUGACUAGCGAGUAUGUUUUUGUCUAGUACGACCACGUACGUAUGUACAUAUGUACAUAUGUAUGUACGUAUUCAUAAAUCAGUGUAUAUUUUUAGUGAGUACUUUUGGUGUUUCUCUCCAAGAUCCGUAAAUACAUAUGAUAUGUAUUCCUAUUUUUCUUGCAUCGCUUAUUCUAAUUAUAUCAUAGACAUUUUGUAGAACUAUUAUCGUGAAAAUAGCGAAGAAAAAACUAAUAAAUAUUUAUAUAAAAGCAAAAUAGAGUUAUUUAAAACAGACCGAUAAAAACUUCAUAAAACCAAAUUUUUAUGAUACACUUGUCACUAUAUCUUUUAAAAUAAAUCCUAUCAUAAAAACCGAUAUGAUAGGCAAAUAAAGCGAAUAAGACAAAAGUCGCGUUCAAAAAAGAAUGAAAAUUAUAUUUAAUCCGGAAAUAUUGUUGAAAUAGAAUUAGCUUAUCUUCGUUUAAUUUUCUAUCUCACUUGCGUUCACAUUCUCUCUCUCUCUCUCUCUCUCUCUCUCUCCCUCCCUCCAUCUCUCUUUCUCGCUUUCUCUCUCUUUCUCUCUUCUCCUUUCCCUCCCACACACUUCUCAUUGCUCUUUCACUGUAAUACCCGUAUGGAAAAUGUUAAGAAAACAACACGCAUGAAAGAAGACACUCAUUUAUAUACACGUACGUACAUCGGUCGUGUAUACGUGUAUAAGAGUUUAGUGAAGAGCGGAGUGGAGGGGAAGAACGAAUCGUGUAUUCCCACACGUGUGUGAAAAGCUUCGCAUUGCUCCGGCAACUCGCACACUGUGCGUUGACCUACUGUUUCGCUGUUCGAACACGUAUAUAUCUGUCUCUGUUCUGUGUAAACUACUGGCAAUUUUUCAAUAACCAAAUACCGGAAUAUCGAUAGAAAUCAGAGGAAUCGUUUGUUGAAUGACAUUGCAUGAAAAUUAUCGUAGAAAAUUAAAGGAAAACCGGUAGGAGUUAUAGCCGAAGAGGAUAUAUUUUAUUCGGUAAAGAAGUUUCUUUGUUAGCACUGAUCAUCGCACUGAGGGGGAUACAUCGAAACAGAGGAAAUUCCUUUUUCUCGAAGGGAAAGUUAACCGUUUUAAACGGAAAAUCUUGUAUAAAAUGCACGCCACUUGUAAGUGCUUGAAUGUUUCUAUAAGAUCUAAGGGAAAUGAAUUAAAAAGACUUCCAAUCGACGAAAUUGAACUGACCGAUCACGAAAGGGCCGACGCUUUCUUUCGAGAGGAACUUGCAACAAUUAAAGAUUUGGAAGUUAUUACUAAAGAACAACAAGGUUUAGUGGAAAUAAGAAAUGUUGGAACUUGGAUUAUUCAUCGUUGUCUCAAUUGUUCAAUAUAUACUCAUGCCGUACAUAGGGAAUAUGGUGCUGCCUUAGUUCUCAUUAAUAUUAACAUGAUUACCUCACCAGAAGAAAUAGAACGAUUGAAAUCUAAUAUUGAUUAUAGUAAUGUCUUCAGAAUAGUAAUUGAUCGAAGUACUUUUGAUGAUCUUGAUUAUUUGCAACCACCUAAUAAAUUUUCUGUAUCACAAUUGUUAAGUGCUACACAAGUGGCAUUGGGUUGUCUUCAUCAACAACUUGAAGAAGCUGUACAAAGGCAAGCUACAGAUGUUGAAGAAAAGAUACGUAAUUUUACUGCAGAACAGUAUCAAUUGUUAGAACAGUUUCGUGAGAAAGCACAUAAUGAAUAUCGGUUAUUGACAAGCUUAUUACUCAAUGGUGAAGAAUUAAAAAGGCUGACUGAUAAUACAGAAACUCCACGGCAGACUUCUGAUGAUAUUAAAGGAAAUAUAACUUCAAGAACUAAUGCAAAAAAUAUAAAAUCACACAGAACAACAAAUGAUGCAGCAUACGUUAUUCAAACUAAUAUUAAAUGUGAACCAACUUUAAUGUCUUCUAAUGUACACAUUAAUAAUAGUAUAGAAAAACAAGAUGUCUAUGCAAAAGAGCCAAACAGUUUUGAUACAGAAGCUUUGUUUCCACUUGAAGGAAUGGAAGAUACAUCAACUCCUGAUCAUCUUCGAUCUUCGGAAGAAGAAUCAGAUACUGAUGAUUCGGGCCAAGAUGAAGGUAUUCAUAUGCAUAGAGGUCAAAGAGGUGGACAUCCUACAUUAGCCAAAUCCUUGCCUGUUAAUGUACCAACUUUUCCUGCGUUUAUUCGAAAAGCAAUUCCAGAUCAAGGUGAUGAUCAGCUAUCAAGGGAUCCACUUGAUCCACAUAAUAUUCGAGCUUCUAUUAAAGCAUUAGCUAAGAGUGUUCAUGGUGAUACAGUCUUUGGAGAUUUACCACGUCCACGAUUUUCUACUCAGAUCUGAUUUGCAAAGAAUUAAAAAAUAGAAAACGAAAAGAAAAAGAAA